AUGCCUGGAGGAGAGUUGUAUAUCAUUGGCAGUAAUGGCGUCGGCUUGAGCGGAGGGCAACGACAGCGUGUGGCACUGGCUCGCGCUGUCUACUCCAGACACCGAGUUGUAGUUCUCGAUGACGUCCUCAGCGGCCUCGAUUCCAGAAGUGUCAGCCAGAUCUCAAGCCGUCUCUUCAGCGAAGAUGGCCACUUCCGACGGAAUAAGAUCUCCGUCAUUCUUGCGACUCACAACCGUGCACUGCUUCGACAUGCAGAUGAGCUGAUAGUCCUCGCCGAUGGUGAAGUUCUGAGCCAAGGUCCAUAUGAGCAGGUUCUUGCUAGCUCAUCUGAAUUUAUUACAAAAUCGAGACUAGAAGACGACGAGAAUAUUCCAAGCGGUGAAGAUUCGGAGCCAGCUGACGAAGUUGUGAAACCCACGCAAAUCCAAAGAACACUGGACGCUGAGGAGGACAGGCUGCGCCAGAACGGCUCUUGGGCACCUCUCAGCUUUUUCCAGUCCACUGAUACAGGUUCCAUCACCAAUAGAUUUAGCCAAGAUCUCAACCUGGUUGAUGUGACUCUUCCGUCGAAUGCUAUCAACUUUGCUUCGAUUCUCUUCUUCGUUCAACGAUACUAUCUCCGCACCUCUCGCCAAGUCCGUCUCCUCGACAUCGAAGCCAAGGCCCCAAUCUACACCCACUUCCUUGAAACUCUCAAAGGCGUUGCUACUAUUCGUGCCUACCAAUGGCAGGAGAACUUUGAGGAGCAGGCGACAAAGCUCCUGAACACCUCACAAAAGCCCCAUUACAUGCUAGCCUGUAUCCAACAAUGGCUCGCCCUCGUUCUGGAUCUUGUUGUUGGGGCUCUGGCGCUCAUAAUCGUGAGCAUGGCGACGUCCAUAACUGACAAGUUUUCUCCCGGAGCAAUUGGUGUUUCCAUGGUCUUGGUUCUGGGGUUCAAUAAUUCUCUCGCGACAACGAUCAAGAAUUGGACUGCUUUGGAAACUUCCAUCGGUGCUGUGGCCAGAAUACGAGAGUUCGCCCAGACAACGCCCUCCGAGGAGCGUGAGCUGGAAAGCUCUGGUGUUCCUCCCGAAAGAUGGCCAAUGCAAGGUCGCAUCGCCUUUGAGAACGUUACUGCGAGAUACACAAAAGACGGAGACGCAACUCUCAAGAACUUGACACUUUCAAUAUCAUCCGGUCAGAAGAUUGCAGUCUGUGGGCCAUCAGGCAGCGGCAAGACAUCAUUCGUUCUCUCACUGCUUCAGAUGAUUGAAGUUACCGACGGGAAAAUCUCCGUGGACGGCAUAGAUCUUGAAGGUCUGGAGAGAGCGGAAGUACGUUCGCGAAUCAACGUCAUACCUCAGGAGCCAUUCUUCAUCCCGGGCAGCGUCCGAUUCAACAUGGAUCCACACGCCCGCGAAAGUAGCGACGCGAUCAAAGCAGCGCUUGAAAAAGUCGGCCUCCUGGGCAAGAUCGGUAUGGCAGGUGGUCUGGACAGCGAACUCGAUGCCGAUGGGUUCUCAGUAGGGGAAAGACAACUCCUAGCGUUGGCGCGUGCCAUAAUCGAGAAGAGCCAGAUCCUGAUCUUGGAUGAAGCAACAAGCAGCGUCGACCAAGACACCGAAGAUAAGAUGCAGCGAAUUAUCGAGGAAGAGUUUUCGAAACAGACUGUAGUCUCCGUCAUACACCGUCUGGGAUUCAUAGAAAAGUAUGACCGGGUGCUCCUUCUGAAGCAGGGAGAGGUCGUGGAGUGGGAUACUCCCGAUGUAUUGCUAGCGACUGAUUCCGAGUUCAGGAGGUUGCUAGACAGCUACGCAAACUUCGCAUUGAGAAACGGGGAGUAA
This is a messenger RNA of Colletotrichum fioriniae, 1827 nucleotides long. Lineage: Eukaryota; Fungi; Ascomycota; Sordariomycetes; Glomerellales; Glomerellaceae. The record is from RefSeq and is a predicted model, not a curated record.